UAACUUAGCGGUGACCCUCAAGUGUCAAUUCAAUCAUUCACUCGUCAUCGUUGAAUUUUCCUCCCUUUACUUUUCUAAGAAAAUGGUUUUCCUUUCCGUGCAAGAAAACUCUAGAGGACUUAUUACAAGGAAAUUUCUGCAUUUGUAUCUAUACAAAAGGCGAGGCACUAUAGAUGAAAGAAAUAUACCCCAAGGUCUAAAUCCUCUAUGGUCUAAAAAUCUGUCUGAGUCGUUUGUAUCGAAAAAAAUUCUGUCUCAGUCUGUUCUGUUCAAUCUUUGUUUUCAGAGAAUUGUCCAACAUAUGCGUGUGUAGAAAGAGACUUAGGUUUUAUACAGGUUACGCUUCUGAGAGUGUACUUGUUGAUCGAACUACUGGAGGAGGCUUAUGCUCUUGCUAAUCUUAUAUGCAACCUCGUGGUAUGCUUCACUCCACUUUUUCUUUGUAUUGGUUUAGGUCAAACUACAUGUGAAUUCUCUAAGUUUAUGCUUAUUGUCAUUAGUACUACAAGCUUCAUGGUUGAUAAUUUGUUUAUCAUUCCUUAUUAUUAACUCUUUACUAGAUGAUGGUAUGGUUUGCCUUGCGAAUUCCCACAUGUCAAUUCCUUUUUCUUUUUCUUUUUUCUUUUUCCUAACGACAAAUAAUUAGGGAAUUCGAUCUUCAGAUCUAAAUCUGACCAAAAGAGGUAAAUAUAAAACAUAUGAUCGGUUGAUCUUUGAUUUUGAGUAUAAGUUUUUUUAUUUUUCAUUGAAUAUUACUAGAAUCUUUCUUUCUUUCCUGAAAGAGAUCGGAACAACGGGUCGAAUCUAUGAUACAGGGAAGAAGUAGAUGCCAAUCGGGCUAAAAGUCGGUUAGGCACUAGAAUCUCUCUUUUGUUUAUUCCCUUUUCGUUUCUCUUUGUUUGGCUUUUAUUUGUUACCUUUAGUUAUUAAAUCCAGCUGUUGGAUCAUGUAGAAGAGUUAAAAAAGAGGGUGAUGAGAUAAUAGAAAAUUGCUCUGUAUAUGAGAUGAACUGAGAGAAGGGUUGAGGAGGGAGAGGUGAGAAGGGCUGGAGAGCCAUUUGCAGGUGGAAAGGAAAGGAGGAGCCAGCAGGGUUCAAAAGAGGGAGGGAGAGUUUUUGGGGUCGUGGGGUUUUGGAGAGUUAAGGUUGGAGAGGGUAGACUGAUGGUUUUUGGAUGAAGAGUUUAUUGUAGAUUUUGUCAAUUUUGGGUGGGAAAGUUGAUGAGGAUGGAGGGAUCUUUCUCAUGCUUCUAGAGGUGAUUCAAGAGGAGUUUUACAUGAUGAACCCAAAAGAAUGCUUGAGAAUUUGGAUUGGACCAGCGUGUGAGGCACGUAGAUGGUGAUCAAAUGGUGGCCAGACGACAUUGAAGUUGCGGGUAGCACCAAUGGCUAGACAAUGUGAGGUGCACGAGGCAUGAAAAAGUCCUAUGGCAAACAGGCACUACCAUGUGCAUCACCCUGAGAACACUGAUGAUGAGUAUGCUGAACGAGCUCGGAAUAAUAAUGGAAAGAACAAGAAACCUAUGACCUCUUCCUCCGAUGAAUCAGAGAGUGCACUUGAACUCAACCUCCGUGCAAGCCAGGAAGGUGAUGAUCAUGACAUGGAUGCAAACAAGUUCUCAACAACUAUGGAGGUUGAGCUUAACCCCAGGGAGUUGGCUCCGAUCAUUAAUCAAUUCCGGUACUCUCUUAUCAUCUAUGUCCAUGGCAAAAAGAUAGGUUAUCAUAAUCUCUACACGCGCCUUGUUCGUGUAUUGGCUCUUUAUGGACCUUACCAGCUGGUUGAUCUUGGACUCGGUUUCUUCUUGUUGAAUAUUUCAGAGUUUUUGGAUUAUAACAUGGUACUUCACAAGUACCCUUUAUCAAUCCCGAAUUACUGUGUCACUUUGUUGCCAUGGAAGCCAAACUUUAGGCCUUCAGAGACUGUCAUUACCCAAGUAGAUGUUUGGAUUCAGUUACCAGAACUUCCAAUAGAAUACUAUGGUUUUCUGUUAAGAAUUGCAGCAGCUAUUGGUGGUAAUCUUCUGAAAAUUGACCCCAUCACUGAAGGAAGAAAGAUGUGUAAGUUUGCAAGGUUUUGUGUUAGAGUUGAUCUAACACGUCCACUUCCUGGUCAUAUAAAGAUUGGAGAAAUAUGGCAGCGAGUUGAGUAUGAGGGGUUGGAUAUGGUGUGCUCUCUGUGCAGGCAUUAUGGGCAUUUGAAACAUAAUUGUCUAGACCAGCUGUUAAAUUCUGCUACCAUCAAUGCUUCUCGAGGUCAAGCCUCUACAAGCAAUGAAUUGGUGAACUCUGCUGGUCAUAGGAGACUUGCAGAUCAUACAUCAAAGAUUGUGAUGUCCAAGAGUGCGGACAGUUCCUCAAGUGAUGAUAAUAGUUCUUGGACCCAAGCUCGUCAUUUCAAGCAGCAUCAAAGAGAGAGUUCAGGAUCACAGAGACCACACGUUCAAAAUCAGAACAUGGCCGCUGGAACUGAAAGUAAUCUUGAGCUGAUUGAUCAAUCCAAGGCUAAAGCUUCUGUGAUUGCUGAAUCCAGCACAGAAUUGAUGCAAAGAAAGAAUCCGCUACCUGGAGAAGGCACUUCCUUGUCUCCAAUAACUGAGGGAACACUAAUCCGGCCUCCUAAGGACAAACCACCACAUAUUCCAAAGUCAUUGAUGUCCGAAAAAGGGUUACCAUCUGAAUUCUCCAUUGCAGGUUCGUCAAACUCUUUGCCUCAAGACUCCUCUCAACAUCUGUGUCACCAACCUGCACACACGAUUGUCAAAGAAGCAUGCCACACUAUACCAACACAGCCACAUGGUAACCAGCCUCAAACCUUGUCCUCAGGGACUGCCUCUCCUCGACCUUCUCCAGUGAUAAAGCCAAGCAUCCAGUUAUACUCUACAGGGAUACGUAUGGCAAUGGUAAACAAAGAGAUAGGCAGCACCCCAAUAACAGAAUUCAGCACUGAAAUUCGUCAAACUCUUUACAGCAUCAAAUCAGAGGUUGCGAGUCUUGACAUUGGUGUCUCAAAAACUGCGACGAGAAACCAGCACUUAAUAAAUUUUCUUCCAACAGUUAGUGAUUUCACCAAGUACCCACUUCAGAAUCAGCAAGAAGCAAUAUACCAGACCUGUGCAGAGACGGUGCCACAAACUCCUUUGCAGAAACUACUAUGCUGGAAGUAUAAUGGGACAGACAACAUCACACUCAUCCAGACAAUGAAAUAUCUAAAGCAGCAUGAAAAUCCCUCCAUUGUACUUCUUUUUGGAAUAAAAAGUAGUGGCAAUGAUGCAGAUCAGGCUAUAGAGGAAAUUGGGUUCUCUGGUUCAUACCUCAUAGACCCGUUUCUCUUUGAUGAUGGAGUGUGGCUGUUAUGGAAGAAAGAUGUGGUAAUUGAAGUAAACUCACCCACCUCACACCUGAUUUAUGCAACAGUACAUUUUCUUCCUCAUCCAAGCAAUAGGAUGCUAUGUGGUACGGGCAAAUCUUCUGAGGCAAAUGCCCCAUAUGCAAGAUGAUAUACUCAAUCACUCUCUCUAUCAUGGGGCACAAACUUCUUUUAUACUUCAGAAGACCUGUUAACAGGUCUUCUGAAGUAUACAAGAAGUUUUAAGCAAGACCAAUCUACUCCAAGCUCAAGAGUCCAUCGGGUUUUUUGAAAAUUUUCACAUUUUCUUUGCUUCUUUGUUUCUAGCAAGGACCUGAAAUCAGUCCUUGUUGGCGUGAUUAAGAUGGAAAGCACCUCCUGCUCUUAAGGUGAGGGGGGUGAGGCAAUUUUUUGAGAGUCAUGUUAAUUUCACAAGUAUAAUAUUGUAGUAUUUGUAACUCUAGUUAUGGGUGAAAUACAUAAAUUUGAGGAUGUAGCCCUAGUUUUGAAUAAAUAUUGAAUAAGUUUGUGGAUGUAGCCCUAGUUUUGGGUGAACCACGUAAA
Messenger RNA from Quercus robur (English oak), 3910 nucleotides. RefSeq lists its product as uncharacterized. Bases 1425 to 3497 code for a protein of 690 amino acids. NCBI's taxonomy places the organism in Eukaryota, Viridiplantae, Streptophyta, Magnoliopsida, Fagales, Fagaceae. The record is from RefSeq and is a predicted model, not a curated record. The transcript is spliced from 5 exons.